CACAUAUUGGAUUGAUUUUUUUCACAAUGGCUCAACGGGAAAAGCGUGCCAAUGCCGGGAAUCGAAUGGCAAAACUACUUGACGAUGAAGAGGAAGAUGAUUUCUAUAAAACAACUUAUGGAGGAUUCCAAGAAACCGAAGAAGAUAAAGAUUACAUUGAAGAAAGGGAAGCUGACGACGUUGUAGAUUCCGAUUUUGAUAUAGAUGAAAAUGACGACCCAGUUUCUGAUCAAGAAGUUGAGGAAAAACGGAAACGAGCUGUUGGGACCAAGGCAUAUAAGGACCCCAAGAAAAAGAAGACAGCUGCACCCAGAAAAGAGGUUGUAAAAAGAGUGAAAGAAGAUAAACCAGAGAAACAUAAAUAUAAGAAAGAUGAAGAUUUCGAACAAUCAUUAAAUGACUCUAUAGGCCGAAAAUCUAUAAGGAAAAGUACAGCAGUAAAAUCAUUAGAAACACAGCAAAGGAUAAAAAUAAGGUCUGAAUUGAAAAAAAAGAAACCAAAGAAAGUGGAAGAAAAAAUGCCAUCGCAGGAGGAAUUAUUAGAAGAGGCACUCAUAACGGAACAGGAAAACUUGAAGAGCUUAGAGCGAUUUGAGCAGAUUGAACUUGAAAGGAAAAAAGUAAGACCAACUAAAAAGGCUAUAACAGGUCCAGUCAUCAGAUAUCACUCAUUUGCAGUGCCACUAGAAUCGGAAGAGCCUGACAACUUAGUAACGGAUAUCACUUUGAGUGAUAUCAUUAAAAGUGAGGAAGGUUUAAUAACACCCUGCGACAUAGACAUGGAAGAGGUGCCGGUGGCGGAGGAGCCCAAACCAGAGGAGCCUAAGCCUGAGGUCCAUCACGACACGGACAGCAUGCCCAGCCUGAACCCCACCAAGAUUGAGAUAGACGUUAUAGGGCCCGAUGAAGAGUUCAAAAUCGAUGAUGUUGUCACAGAAGUGAAGCCCAAGAAAGCUAAGGCCUAUGUUAAACCAAAACCGGCCUACGAGAGGACACUUCUCACGUUCGAGAACGAUCUAAAGGACAAGGCGUUCAACAAGUGCUAUCGACUGAACAAGCCCAGGAGAAGACAAGACAUGCUGUGUGCUGUCACCAAGAAACCAGCGCGUUACAUAGAUCCCAUCACAAAGCUGCCAUACCGAAGCGUAGACGCCUUCCGGAUAAUACGCGAGGCCUAUUACCAGCAGUUAGAGGCCAGAGGCGACCGGAACGACCCCAAGUUGCAGGCCUGGCUCAAGUGGCGGCGAGCGGACUCCGCCUCUACUUAUGUGCAGAUACAUAUCAAGUAAAAUUUAGUUCAAUCUUGUUGGUUACGGUC
This is a messenger RNA of Cydia amplana, 1318 nucleotides long. RefSeq names its product vacuolar protein sorting-associated protein 72 homolog (gene YL-1). Gene Ontology annotation, biological process: chromatin remodeling; regulation of DNA-templated transcription. Gene Ontology annotation, cellular component: nucleus. The record is from RefSeq and is a predicted model, not a curated record. Gene Ontology annotation, molecular function: ATP-dependent H2AZ histone chaperone activity. NCBI's taxonomy places the organism in Eukaryota, Metazoa, Arthropoda, Insecta, Lepidoptera, Tortricidae. The transcript is spliced from 9 exons. Bases 27 to 1289 code for a protein of 420 amino acids.